This is a messenger RNA of Dendrobium catenatum, 1449 nucleotides long. RefSeq lists its product as uncharacterized. The record is from RefSeq and is a predicted model, not a curated record. Bases 1 to 1449 code for a protein of 482 amino acids. Lineage: Eukaryota; Viridiplantae; Streptophyta; Magnoliopsida; Asparagales; Orchidaceae. Gene Ontology annotation, molecular function: nucleic acid binding; RNA-DNA hybrid ribonuclease activity. The transcript has a single exon.
AUGAAUGCUAAAUACUGUAAGAAUUCAAAUCCUCUAGUGUGCCAUUUUAAAACCUCUGAUUCUCGGGUUUGGAAAAGUCUCUGUAAAAUUAAAUGGGAGGCUGAGAAUUAUAUUCAAUGGGGUAUUGGCAUUGGAGAAGUUGCUUUCUCGCAAUACAAUUGGUUGGGCACUGGUUCUAUUGAUAAUUACCUUAACACUCAUACCAUUGUUAAUACGAGAGUUAACGAAUUUUUUUAUAAUGGGGAAUGGAAUAUUCCUAAGUUGCAGGAGGUUGUUCCUUUUGAUAUUGUUGAAAAAAUUAUUCAAAUCCCUUUACAGUUGCAGGUUAAGGAUAAAAUUUUGUUUAUGUUAUCUUCCUCUGGCAAUUUUUUUCUUAAAAGAAUCUGGGAUGAGACUAGAAUUAAAGGUGAGGUUGAUAAAACCUUUAAAUGUCUUUGGCAUAAAUCUAUACCUUUGUCUUAUUCCCUUCUUGCUUGGAGGUGCCUCAAAGGUUUUGUUCCUAUUGAUAAUAUUUUGUGGAAUAAGGGCUUUAUUGUUGUUUCCAAAUGUCAAUGUUGUCUCAAUAUUGAAAGCUUACACCAUGUUUUUGUGAAUGGGUCUAUUGCUAGUAAAGUUUGGCCCUACUUCUUUAAUGUGGCUGAUAUGGGUCUUUUGAAUGCUAACUUAGAUUUGGCUGGGAUCCUUAAACUUUGGUUCACUGAUAGUAAGGGACAUAUUAAUAAUAUUCUUCAUAUUGUGAUUAUUUGGUAUCUUUGGAAUAGUAGAAAUGAGGCUAAACACUUGGGUAUUAAGAUGAAUGCUUAUGAUAUUAUAUCCAAAGUGCGGUUCAAAAUUUUACAGCUGAAAGCUGUCAAUCUCAUUUCUAUUAAGAGCUUUACUAAAUCUUGUUCUUUGGCUGAUCACUUUGGUAUUUAUAAAGAGGAUAUUCAUAGUAACAGGGAGUCUAUUGUGAAGUGGUCUAAACCUAAUGAUCCUUACGUCAAGCUGAAUACCGAUGGGUCUGUCCAUGCCAACAAAGCUGGUAUAGGGGGUAUUAUCAGGGAUUCUCAAGGUAAUCCUCUUGCUAUUUUUUUGGGUCCUAUGUCUACUUGUUCUGUUUUAACCUCUGAGCUGAAUGCUUUGUACCAUGGUUUACAAAUUUGUUUGAGGUUGGGUUUACAGAAUGUUAAUAUCGAAGUUGAUUGUACUCUUGUUGUUCAUAUUUUUUCUAAGAAUGAUUUGUGCUUCCCUCAGGAUUUUUACACUAUAAGAAAAAUUAGAAUGGCUCUCUCCUUACUUAACUUUACUAUCUCCCAUAUUUAUCGUGAAGGUAAUGCGUGUGCGGAUUGGCUUGCAAACUUCGGUGCUGAAAGUGAAAAUUUUUUGGAAUAUUCGGUUUAUGAUAUUCCAGUUCCUCUUAAAGGCAUGAUUAUACUUGACAAAACUGGUUUACCUUAUAUUCGACAUUAG